Molecule: messenger RNA, 7684 nt
Organism: Hyla sarda
Lineage: Eukaryota; Metazoa; Chordata; Amphibia; Anura; Hylidae
Gene: ATP11B
Product: ATPase phospholipid transporting 11B (putative)
Exons: 31
Coding region: 2608-6090 (1160 amino acids)
Biological process (GO): phospholipid translocation
Cellular component (GO): endoplasmic reticulum; recycling endosome; trans-Golgi network
Molecular function (GO): magnesium ion binding; ATPase-coupled intramembrane lipid carrier activity; ATP hydrolysis activity
Source: RefSeq, a predicted model, not a curated record
CCCUCCACUCAUUUAUGGGAGGGGCCGUGACGGCUAGUACAUAGUCAUCAUGCCUCCACGUGAAUGGAGGGGGCUUUGGUGGCUGGCAUCGCCAGUCAUCGGUCACGGAGUGGAGUUCGCUCCCUGCACCAAAUGACAGGGGUGCCGCAGCGAAGAUCGCAGGGGUCCCCAGAGGUGGGACCCCCUCGAUUAGACAUAAGAUGUUUUCAGCGGAGUACCCCUUCAAUAUGCGAUUUAGUCCAAUUGUAUUGCAGUUCUUUCUAUGUCAUAUGAUGUCUUUAGAGAUACUGUUUCCUUUUACUUUAUUAACCUCUUAGUGACCAACUGUCAAUAUUUUUUUGGCAGUGACUAAUGGGACUUUGGCUAGGCCCUGCCUUUUUCAUGGCGGCAGCCUGGCACCCCAGAGCUGGCACCCCAGGAGCUCGGUUGUCAGCAUGACACCCCGGACUGAGAAAAUCUCUGAUCCUGGCAGUUUAACCUAUAACAUACCACAUGACUGUAACAUUUAAUGCAUUUGCAGGCCUCUGGGACCCCAAUGGCAGUCUGGCGACACAAUCGCCUGUUGCUGAUGGGUUUCCAUGGCAGCAGGUCCCCCAGGUCUGCCAUGUAUGUGCUUCUGCCUCUGGCACGGCUGCAUAGAUUUCCUGUCAGCAUAAUAUACCGCACUACAAUGUAAUGAAGUGUAUUAUAUCAUAUCAUACCUAAAAUGAUAUCAUUAUUUAUUCCACACAGUCAAGCCUAAAUUAAAAAACAAAAUACCAACAUUGGUGUAUUUUCAUAAUCUGCCUCCCAAAAAACAUAAAAAAGCAAUCAAAAAGUCAUAUACAGUAUAUACAAAAAGGAAAGCAAUAAACCGAAAACUUAUCCCACAAAAGCCCCCAAACAACUCUGACGAGAGAACAAUUAAAAGAAAAUUAUAAAUUAUUAUUAUUUUUUUUUUUACUUAGAAACAAUAAAACUUUUGUAUCGCUAUCAUUCUAGUGACCCAGAGAAUAAAGUUAUCACAUUUCUUUUACGGCAUGGUGAAAGGCGCAAAACUUGCAUUUUAUUCCCAUGAUUCCACAGCCCCCCCAAAUAUUAUGAGUUAGUCAAUUUAUGUUAUGAAUCCCAAAAUGGUGCCAUUUUCAAGUGAAACUAGUCCUGCCAGAAAUAAUCCACCAAGUGGCUACUUGGAAGGAAAUAUAAAAUAAAUAAAGAAUGGCUUGGUCAGUGAGUGGUUAAAAAAAGAACUUUAUUAAUCUCGAGCUGUGAAAGUCAUAAAGGAGAAAAAACUUCAUCGGUGCCUGCUAGUCACUUAUAGAAGAAUGGAAGAAAAAAGAGAGACUGAUUGCUGGGGGUUCCAUUCACUGACAUGUGACAUGCUGUAGGGCAGGUUGCUGUCCAGUGCAUUGUUUCCCAACCAGGAGACUGAUUGCUGGGGGUUCCAUUCACUGACAGGUGACACAUCCUGUAUGGCAGGUUGCUGUCCAGUGCAUUGUUUCCCAACCAGAAGACUGAUUGCUGGGGGUUCCAUUCACUGACAGGUGACAUGAUGUAGGGCAGGUUGCUGUCCAGUGCAUUGUUUCCCAACCAGGAGACUGAUUGCUGACGGUUCCAUUCACUGACAGGUGACACAUCCUGUAUGGCAAGUUGCUGUCUAGUGCAUUUUUUCCCAACCAGGAGACUGAUUGCUUGGGUUUCCAUUCACUGACAGGUGACACAUCCUGUAUGGCAGGUUGCUGUCUAGUGCAUUGUUUCCCAACCAGGAGACUGAUUGCUGGGGGUUCCAUUCACUGACAGGUGAAACAUCCUGUAUGGCAGGUUGCUGUCCAGUGCAUUGUUUCCCAAACAGGAGACUGAUUGCUGGGGGUUCCAUUCACCGACAGGUGACACAUCCUGUAUGGCAGGUUGCUGUCUAGUGAAUGGUUUCCCAACCAGAAGACUGAUUGCUGGGGGUUCCAUUCACUGACAGGUGACAUAAUGUAGGGCAGGUUGCUGUCCAGUGCAUUGUUUCCCAACCAGGAGACUGAUUGCUGACGGUUCCAUUCACUGACAGGUGACACAUCCUGUAUGGCAGGUUGCUGUCUAGUGCAGGGUUUCCCAACCAGGGUUCCUCCAGCUGGUGCAAAACUACAACUCCCAGCAUGCCCGGACAGCCAAAGGCAUGUUGGGAGUUGUAGUUUUUGCACCAACUGGAGACAUCCUGGUGUAGUAUAAUGGGCACAUGUACUGCAGCAGCUGAUCGAUGGUCACACUACUGUUCACAGCCUCUGUUCCGGUGCACUGUGUUAUCAGAUCCUGCUUGUACGGGAGGACAGCAGUGCUGAACAGGUGCCAGCUCACUGCAGGGAGCACGCCAUUCAAGUGACAGCGCCAUCCUCCACCCCGUCAGCCCGGCUCCGCGCUCCACACAACGCCCAGUCAAGUGACGCUCCGGCCGCUGGGCGGGAUCCAGUCCUCGGCUUCACUCCCGUGCGCGCUCCCCGCGUCCUGUACUGCUGUCGUGAGCGCGCACCGCGGAGGGAGCUGACGGACGGGGCCGGCCUCACAGCGGGGGAGUCGCCGACAAACUCCGUGUCGUUUGCCCUAUGGCCAUGCUGGUUCGGUGAUCGGGGGCGCCGCUGGGCGAUGGAUUCCUGGAGGGACUGCUUCCUGGUGCGCUGGGUCUGGCAGCAGCUGGGAUGUGACCCACCAAAUCACAGUGAAACUCGGACAGUUUAUGUGGCAAACAGAUUCCCUCAGCAUGGCCAUUAUGUUCCCCAACAAUUUGCAGACAACAGAAUCAUUUCAUCUAAGUACACAGUGUUGAACUUCAUUCCAAAAAACUUGUUUGAACAAUUCAGAAGAAUAGCCAAUUUCUAUUUUCUCAUUAUAUUUCUAGUUCAGCUUAUGAUCGAUACACCAACAAGUCCAGUAACAAGUGGACUGCCACUAUUUUUUGUCAUAACAGUAACGGCUAUCAAACAGGGUUAUGAAGACUGGUUGCGACACAAAGCAGAUAAUGAAGUUAAUGGCGCUCCAGUCUACGUUGUCAGAAGCGGUGGCCUUGUUAAGACUAGAUCCAAAAACAUCAGGGUUGGUGACAUUGUCCGAGUAGCCAAAGAUGAAACUUUUCCUGCUGAUCUUGUACUGUUGUCCUCAGACAGAGUUAAUGGUUCAUGUCAUGUGACAACUGCAAGUCUGGAUGGAGAAACAAAUCUCAAGACACACUUUGCUGUUCCAGAAACUGCAGUAUUACAGUCUGUUGCCAACCUGGACACAUUAAAAGCAGUGAUAGAAUGUCAGCAGCCUGAAGCAGAUCUUUACAGGUUUGUUGGAAGAAUAACCUUGCAGGAGCAUUCAGAGGAUAUUGUAAGGCCUCUUGGACCAGAAAACCUUUUGCUUCGUGGUGCAAGGUUGAAAAACACGAAGGAAAUUUUUGGAGUUGCUGUAUACACUGGGAUGGAAGCAAAAAUGGCAUUAAAUUACAAGUGUAAAUCACAAAAACGAUCUGCAGUAGAAAAAUCCAUGAACACCUUCUUGCUUGUGUACUUGAUUAUUCUCCUAUUUGAAGCUAUUCUCAGCACAAUCUUGAAAUAUGCAUGGCAAGCAGAAGAAAAAUGGGAUGAACCAUGGUAUAACCGAAAAACUGAACGCGAUAGAAAUAGUAGUAAGAUUCUUAAAUUCAUUUCAGAUUUCCUGGCAUUUCUAGUGCUUUAUAAUUUUAUCAUCCCUAUUUCACUUUAUGUGACUGUGGAAAUGCAGAAAUUCCUGGGGUCCUUUUUUAUUGGUUGGGACCUUGAUCUAUAUCAUGAAGAAAGCGAUCAGCGAGCCCAGGUUAAUACAUCUGACCUGAAUGAAGAGCUUGGGCAGAUAGAAUAUGUAUUUACAGACAAAACCGGCACAUUGACUGAAAAUGAAAUGCAGUUUAGAGAAUGUUCUGUUAAUGGAAUCAAGUACCAAGAGAUCAAUGGGAAACUUGUUCCUGAAGGAGUGACCGUAGAUUAUGUUGAUGGAUCCCCUACCAGCUUGACUUUAGAAGAAGAACUUUUCUUCAAAGCAGUCUCCCUAUGCCACACGGUACAAAUAAGUUAUGACCAGCCAGAUGGAUGUGUUGAUGGGCUACGAUUCUCCAAUGGAAUAUCCUCACAACUGGAGUAUUAUGCGUCAUCACCUGAUGAAAAAGCAUUGGUUGAAGCUUCCAGAAGAAUGGGUGUUGCAUUUUCUGGUGCUAAUGGAGAAAUUAUGGAAAUCAAAAUCCAUGGCAAACUUGAAAGGUACAAGCUUCUCCAUGUUUUGGAAUUUGAUGCUAAUCGACGUAGGAUGAGUGUCAUUGUUGAGAGUCCCUCAGGAGAAAAAAUACUUUUUACCAAAGGAGCUGAGUCUGCUAUCCUUCCGAAUACCAAAAGUGGGGAAAUAGAUAGAACGAGACUGCAUGUUGAUGAAUUUGCCAUAAAAGGGCUUCGUACAUUGUGUGUGGGCUAUAGGAGAUUCACACCAGAAGAAUAUCAAGAAAUAGACGAUCGUCUGCAUUAUGCACGUACUGCAUUACAGCAAAGGGAAGAUCGCUUAGCUGACGUAUUUAACCUCAUUGAAAAAGACCUGGAGAUCCUGGGUGCAACUGGUGUUGAAGACAAGCUCCAGGAUAAGGUCCAGGAAACAAUUGAGGCACUCCGGUUGGCAGGAAUAAAAGUAUGGGUGCUGACAGGAGACAAACAUGAGACAGCUGUCAGUGUCAGUUUAUCCUGUGGACAUUUCCACAGAACUAUGAAUAUUCUUGAACUUGUUCAACAAAAAUCAGACCGCGAAUGUGCUGAGCAACUACGACAGCUUGACAGACGACUAAAAGAGGAUCAUGUGAUCCAGCAUGGGCUAGUUGUUGAUGGAGCUAGCCUUUCUCUUGCACUCAGGGAACAUGAAAAACUAUUCAUGGAUGUGUGUAGAAACUGCUCAGCAGUGCUAUGCUGUCGAAUGGCACCAUUGCAAAAAGCAAAGGUAGUAAGGUUAUUAAAAACCUCUCCUGAGAAGCCAAUCACACUUGCCAUUGGUGAUGGUGCAAAUGAUGUGAGCAUGAUACAAGAAGCUCAUGUUGGCAUAGGAAUCAUGGGUAAAGAAGGAAGACAAGCUGUAAGGAACAGCGACUAUGCAAUUGCGAGGUUUAAAUUCCUCUCAAAACUUCUUCUGGUGCAUGGUCACUACUAUUACAUUAGAAUAGCAACUCUUGUACAGUACUUUUUUUAUAAGAAUGUGUGUUUUAUCACACCACAAUUUUUGUAUCAGUUCUUCUGUUUAUUUUCUCAGCAAACACUGUAUGAUAGUGUGUAUCUGACUUUGUACAAUAUUUGUUUCACUUCCUUACCUAUUUUGAUGUUCAGCCUGUUUGAACAACAUGUGCAUCCACAUGUUUUACACACCAAACCUGGUCUCUAUAGAGACAUUAGCAAAAAUGCCCUUCUCGGUUUUAAACCAUUCCUUUACUGGACCUUUUUAGGCUUUGGGCAUGCCUUUAUCUUCUUUUUUGGCUCUUAUUUGCUUAUGGGUGAAGAUACAUCUCUCCUUGGAAAUGGCCAGAUGUUUGGCAACUGGACAUUUGGAACUUUGGUGUUUACGGUUAUGGUUUUAACAGUUACUAUGAAGAUGGCCCUGGAAACACAGUUCUGGACAUGGAUAAAUCACUUUGUCACCUGGGGUUCCAUAGCCUUUUAUUUUAUUUUUUCACUGUUUUAUGGUGGAAUUAUCUGGCCAUUUUUGCACACCCAAGACAUGUACUUUGUAUUUGUCCAGCUUCUUUCCAGUGGGUCUGCAUGGUUCGCCAUAAUAAUCAUCACCUCAGCCUGUUUGUUUCUUGAUGUCCUGAAGAAAGUGGUUUAUAGACACCUUUAUCCUACAAGUACAGAGAAGGCACAGAUGGAAGAGGAUGAGGGUUCAGUCAGCUCAGAAUUUGAAUUUGCUGAAAGCGAGCACAGAGGGUCGGACAAUAGGCAAUUGCUAGCUGAUGCAUCAAACCAGCAGACACUUGAGCAGACUAGCUUACUGAGACAGGAUCAGGUAUCAACUGCUUGGACUCAAUGUGCUGCUACACAGGCGGGGAGACAGCGUGUAUGUCUUUUAGAAGACUGCUGGAACGAGUGAGGGGGCAAUGCACUGCGCCACGGGUCACCAGAUCUUGGAGUGAAAUGGAUCCCUGCUAUUCAAAUGACAGAAGCAUCUUGACUCUUUCGGCCGUGGAUUCGACAACAUGCUAAAGGGCUGGUCUUACUGGUAUAAAUGUCUUCCAGUCCUCUUAUCAUAUUUAUUAUACCUGAAAUUCUUGUCUUCUGUCAACAAAUCUUUAAUGAUAAUACAUACCUCUGUAAUAUGGAAUAUCAUUUGUACUUGUAAAGCCAAUGGGAGUCUGCUCUGGUUAUCUUUCAUCAACCUAUAUCGGUUUCUCUUUGAUGAUGAAGAGUGAGCCGAAUAUUUUUUUUUUCAGGCAUUUAACAAUAUAUCAACAUCCAAGAACAGGUUUCAAUCUUAGUGAUAACAAAGACCAUUUUUGAGUUAUGUUUUUACCUGGUGAGCUAUUAUCUUAUUCGUGUGCAAUAUGUUUUGCCUCGCUAUGUGCAGGCAUAUUUAUUGAUCGGAGUUCUUAUUUUCGUUGUCACUUUUUUAUGCCAAAGAUACUGCUAUUCUUUAGUUUUACAUUCUGUAAGACAGCUGUACGGUACCAUUGUUUUUGUUGAUGACCUCUGUUUUUUAAACAACAUACAAGAAAAAAUUGUUUUCUCCCAAUGUGUUUUAAACAUUUUUAAUUGGAUGUGAUACAGCUGUGUUUGUGUCCAUAUCACAGCCGGAACACCAAUAUCGGGAGGAAUUCAGAUUACCAUCAAACAUCUAUGGUGAUCAGUUCUGUUUAGUUGAACCAAGAAGGGUAUAAAUAUAGACCAUAAAAUAUAUAGUUUUAUUGUUUCAGUGAAAUGGCCACAAUGAUCAUACCAUGUGGAGGUACAAAACAAGACCCUAUUAUAGUUUAGUCUGGAUAGCGCCUUUGAUUUUGUCCACAACUUUAGUAAUGCUAUCUAUGCACUGAUCAUACUGCCCCAAACUACAAGCAUAACAAUAUAUAAUAUUAUUAAAAUCAAAUAUUACCUGUAAACAAAAUCAUUUCCAUGUAACAGUCUGAUGGAACAGCUACCAUGUAGAUAUACAUUACAAGCAUAGUUUCAAGUGUAACAGGUUGGAUUUCUGCACCAGAUUUAAAAGUAUGAAAAACAGCAUCUAGUGGUCACCACUUACAAAUUUAGCAUCAGUUACAUUAAGGUAGUGACAGAUGUUUGAGAGGAGAAAAGAUCUAGCAUUUUCAGUUCUUCAUAUUAAAUGUUUAUAUGGCAUUAACAAUUCUAAGCUAGUUGUAACCACAGCACAAACCAGGCAAGGCAUUUUGUUAAUACAGACUGAAUCUUUUCCAAGUGUCAAAUUGUGUCAUAGUUUUACAGGCUAAAGAGAGAAAAUCUUCCAUCCUGAUAAUACAGAAGUCUUUUAAUUGUUCAAUUUUUAGCUCAGUAGCAACUUAAACCAUUCCAAAACUCAGGCAAAUCCCUUUUAAUCCUAUUUUUUUCCUUAAUGUAUUAUUAAAUAUACUUUGAAACAUUGUUUUACCCCAAAGAUAUACAAUUCUUUUUACUGCAUAUUGUAUUAUUAAAAUGUUUACAGCUUUAAAAACCUAAACAUUUUUAUCAUGUUUCCU